AUGCUUCCAAAUAUUAACCAUCAGAAUGCUCCUAGUCAACCUCGUGACGUUCACGAUUACCCAGCUACUAUACGAAACUCCGGUCAAUCACCCAUUAUUAAUGGCCAUCCAGCUAACCCAUCUCAUGGUGACCAAUAUCCUGCUCAAGCGUUUCCAAAUAUCAACCAUCACAAUACUCCUAGUCAACCUCGUGAC
Messenger RNA from Strongylus vulgaris, 195 nucleotides. The record is from the annotation of a GenBank genome assembly. NCBI's taxonomy places the organism in Eukaryota, Metazoa, Nematoda, Chromadorea, Rhabditida, Strongylidae.